AGAACUAGUCUGUCAGACACACAGAGCCACAGGCAGAGCCAGAAGAGAGGCAGUGGGAGAGAAACAUCCAGAGAGCCUGAGCCAGACCCCCCCACAACAUCCAGACAGGCAGGCAGAGCCCUCUCCCUAUCCCAGGAGGAUGAGCAUUCAGGCGGACACCGACACGGCAGACUCCCCCUCCAAAACUCUGGAGAUGAGCUUCACGGAGGACUCCUCUUUGACAGAGUUGAUGCGUCACCGCGCGGCGUUCCUCCAGCGCGCGGGUCAGAAGCGGCAGGACGGGGAGCGUCUCCUUCUCCCUUAUGAAGCCAUCUACCGGCUGGACUUCUCCACCCAGGACCUCCGCUUCUCCCGCUGGCACGUCACCCUGGCGGGCCAGGGCCGGGUGACAGUCAGCGGGAUCUGCCAGCUGUGGACCCCGGACCUGACCAACCUGAUGACGCGCCAGCUCCUGGAGCCCGUGGGAACCUUCUGGAGGAACGCCGGCGACCCUGACGACACGCCCCUCAAGUUCCUGGAGGCGGACAUCCAGGAGUUCGGAGAGAGGAUCGCCGAGCUGGCCAAGGUGAGGAAGGUCAUGUACUUCCUGUUUGCCUUUAAGGAGGGAACGGACGCCUCCAAGCUCAGCUGCACUGUGGAGUUUGAGGAGAACUGAGCGCGACCUUUCACCCCUGGGCACGCGGCGGAGGAGGACAGGGGCGUCCCGGCUCCCACGCAGCGCACAGCUGACCUCCAGCUCUACUUGUUAUAGCUCCCUUCUGUGUUUUGGUCUCCACUUAAAUCUAUUUUUUUUGUGUGUGUGUUUCUAACGUGUGGAGAGAAUACUUUAAAAUGAUUUUUAAAGACAAGUGGGACUGAAUCAAACGGUGAGUGCAUAGAUCAUGAAUGUCUCGUUUAUAUUAUCAUCGUUGGAAAAUGUUGGAGGGGCAACUUAUCUGCAAACACCUCCCCCACCCCAAAUCGCUAUGGUUACUAGAUGUACUGCAUGUCCGCCUGUCAUAAACAUCUGCUGUAUGUGUCCUCUGUUGGGUAACAUAUUAAACAGAUCUAUCAGUA
Messenger RNA from Osmerus eperlanus (European smelt), 1056 nucleotides. It is a transcript of the gene ompa, whose product is annotated as olfactory marker protein a. Lineage: Eukaryota; Metazoa; Chordata; Actinopteri; Osmeriformes; Osmeridae. The coding region runs from base 140 to 655 and encodes 171 amino acids. Gene Ontology annotation, biological process: sensory perception of smell; signal transduction. The record is from RefSeq and is a predicted model, not a curated record. The transcript is spliced from 2 exons.